UCACAACUCUCUGCCCUCUAAGCUGUUCGGAUAUCGAGCUCCACUCUCUGCUCCACUCUCCGCCUGAAUCUACGCCGUUCCUGGGGCUUGUUUGAAAGUAACUCGAAACCUUUUAAAUGGCUGACUCCCCCCUGAACAACUCCUGGCCGUCCUUUUCUAAGUUCUGGAUGAAGAGAUGGUCAUUUAAGAAAGAAUGCAAGCAGUUCCCCCACUCGUUCCCCCAGGUUCCGGAGAGCUCGCCCCUGGCUCGGACAAAAUCCGAAUCGCGGUCAAACUCGCUGAAUGAGGUGGAGGAGAUGUACUUCCACAGGAUGGCAGAGGACAAGGAUGAUGCCUACCUGGAUUACGAUGACUCAGCAACAGACGCCACCAGCAGCACUGAGGACAUUCUCUGUCUGGAGUCAUCAGCCUCCUUUGGAGAGCUUCGCCUUUCCCCCUACCCGGUGGCCAGCAGUUCGGAGGACAUCGCCGGAGCGGAGAGGAGCUCGGCCUGCCUCUCGCCACCCGUCAGCACCGGUAAGAAGAGUAAGACGUUACCCCGACUAGCAGCAGUUGCCGGGCCUUCGCGACAAGCGGCAGCUACGAACGAUCGCUCGCUGGGCCAGGAGCGCGGCGGAUGCACGCCCAGCCACGGGCACGGGGAGGAUGAGCAGAACAACGCGUCCGACACCGAGAAUGCGAUGGACAGCGAAGAUCUCGAUUCGUUCCCUUUGCUCAUCAGGUCCAUGUCCACCUCCAGGAGGCACAGCUGGGAGGGACCUUUAUCUCCGUCGCUGCCCGGAGAUGCAAGGAGAAGGCUCAGCCUCGAUCUGCUGGGGACCGACAGCGACGGCGAGGGUGACAGAGAGGAGGAAGAUCAGCUGGAGACCUCCCAGGACGCGUCCGCCUACGACUUGGUGCCAUCCCACAUCGCCGGGACCAACGGCAGAGAGGACACCAGGCAGGCGACUGGAAUUCAAGCGGGGACCAGCUUCACCUUGCCUGAGCAGGAGAUGCAGAGAACAGAUAUGAGGCCACGACUGAACGCCAGCGCUUCCUAUUCCUUCAUGGGGAUUCAACAUCGCUCUUCCCGGAACAUGGCUGCACCCCAGUGUAGAGAACCAGAAUCCGAAACGUCCCCAGAGAAUCAAGAGGAGAAAGAAAAUCUGAAGCCUGACCACUUGUUGGUUCAAGAAGUGCUGCAAGAACUGAAGGCCUAUCAUGGUGCAAGAACAUCGGCGGGAUCUGCACAGAUGCGCCCCCCUGCCUCCUCACACGAUCUCACUUGGAUGGAAUUCCUUGCCGAAAAAGAGGACGGUGACAAAACCGAUCGACCCGAGAAAGGAACAAAAGUGAAAAGAACAUUAAGUUCUCUCAAGAGCAGGGUGACUGGCUCCUUCAAAGAUAAGGGUAAGACCAAAGAGAAAGAAAAGGAAAGUCCAAAAGAAAAGAGAAAGUGUAACAAUGGCCACGAGUUAGUGCCUGGAACCUUUUCCAGCUUCACCAACUGCACACUGUGCAGUAAAGCGCUGAGCAGUAAAACCGGUUAUCAGUGUGUGAACUGUGCUGUGAAUGUACACAAAAACUGCAGGAACCUUCUAGCUGAAUGCAGUACUUCCAAGAGCAAGCUAAAGGACUCCCAGCAGAAACUUACAGGAAAUCCACAGAGCACAACCCAACAAGCAUCUUCAGCGAGGGAGCAACCACCACGGUGUGCACAACUGGUUGCGGAUGGCACGCCCGGUGGAGUGCGGAAUAUCGGCAUGACCAUUCCACCAAGACGACCUUCCCAACCUUCUUCGUUUAGUGUCAACAGCGUCAGCAAAGACGGAGUAACUGCAGGGGAGAUGGAGCAGGAGGUGGAGAAUGGAAUCCCAAGAGGAAAACCAUGGGCUGAGGAAACUCCAAGCCUGGUUUCAUCAUCUGCUGAAUCGCUUGUGGCAGAAGACACCAUUUACGCUUCACUGAAGGCAGAGUUGGAGGUAGAUGGCCAGGAGUUUGAGGCUGAAUCAUGGAGUCUUGCAGUGGACCAGGCUUACGCAAAGAAACAGACCAAGGAAGUCAUCAAAAGGCAGGAUGUUAUAUACGAGCUCAUGCAAACCGAGAUGCAUCAUGUCAGAACGCUGAAAAUUAUGCUGCAUGUAUAUUGCCGGGGGAUGGAGGAGGAGCUUCAGUUAAGUGACCAGCACACUGUGAACAGAAUCUUUCCCUGCUUGCGCCGGUUACUUGAAAUCCACAAAACCUUCUUCUCCCGCUUGAAGGAACGGCGGAAAAGUUGCUUGGAGGAAGGGAGUGAACGGAAUUACCUCAUCCAGAAAAUUGGAGAUGUCCUCACACAACAGUUCUCAGGUGAAUGUGGAGAUGAAAUGAAGGUGCAGUACGGGGACUUCUGUGGCCACCACCAUGAGGCGGUGACCUAUUACAAAUUGAUGUACCAGCAGAACAAGAAGUUUCAGAACCUGAUCAAGAAAUUAAGUAACUAUUCUGUGGUGAGGCGCCUCGGAGUGCAGGAGUGCAUUUUACUGGUCACUCAGCGCAUUACAAAAUACCCUGUCUUAGUGGAGAGGAUUAUUCAGAAUACUGAAGCUGGCUCAGAGGAUCACGAAGAGCUGCCGAAUUCAUUGGUGCUAAUAAAGGACACAAUAACAGACGUGGACGACAGAGUGAGCUUGUGUGAGAAAGCUCGGCGCUGGAAGGAGAUUGUCAAUAGGAUGGAUAUCAAGUCGACGGCCAAGCUGAAGAAUGGAAGCACGUUCCAUAAAAUGAACAUGCUGCGAGCAAAGAGGAAACUCCUGUACGAAGGUGUCGUGUGCUGGAAGGCUGCGUCUGGGCGGCUAAAAGAUAUUCUGGCUCUCCUUUUAUCAGAUGUGAUUCUGCUACUUCAAGAAAAGGACCAGAAGUAUUUGUUUGCUACUGUGGACCAGAAGCCAGCUGGCAUCUCGCUGCACAAGCUGAUCGUCAGGGAAGUGGCCAACGAGGAGAAGGGAAUGUUCCUCAUCAGUGCUUCAGACGAGGGCCCCGAGAUGUACGAAAUCCACACAAAUUCCAAGGAGGAGCGAAAUACUUGGAUGGCCGUUAUUCGUGAUGCUAUAUGCAGGUACCCAAUUGAAGAGGCCGCAAACCUUGGUGAGCAAGAGGAGGAAUGGCGACAGGAUGAGGGACGAGCUGCUCGAAUCAAAGAACUUCAACAGCAUCUGAGCACGAAGGACGAUGUGCUCAGGAGGACCCUGACCGAGAAGCUGGACAUUUACAAUGAAAUAGCGGAAGUCAAUGGUUACCUGGACACGGGAAGGCAACGUGCACUGCUUCGAUCUGACACUGUGGAGUCCCAGCGGGGAGAUAUUGUGUUCACCGAGGUGUUGAAAGAAGUUGAAAAGCUUCAGAGCUUUAUUGCCUGUCAACCCUACAACAUACACUGGCAGUUAGAAGACAGCCUGGGGUCCUCGGGGUUGCCACGCAGAGCAGAGACUUUUGGAGGCUACGACAGCAGCUCAGCUAAUCUAAUCAAAGAGGGCUCCAUCAAGAAAAAGUCGAACACGUUGUCUUCCAGCAGUGAGCUGAAGGAGAAACCUGGAUCUCGGGCAAGUUCGGAUCCCCAGCUGCAGGAGUAUGAGAGUGGACAAAUGAGUGAUCUAGCUUGGUGGUGUAGCAGUAGUAACAUCAGUUUGAUGUGUGAUGCAGAGCUGGUCCAGAGUGUGCAGAGACUGACACAUCUGCUUUACAAGCUGAAGGUAAUGAUUGCCCAACAGGACAGCUACAUUGAGAUGCAGCGGAAUAUGGGCGCGAGCUGGGAGCGGGACAGGCAGUAUCGACCCGCAGGCUCGCGGGGCGGCCAGCUUCUGGAGCAAGAGAAGCAGCGGAACUUCGAGAAGCAGCGCGAGGAGCGGGCAAACGUUCAGAAGCUGCAGAACCAGGUGCGGCUGGAGCAGCAGAAGUGGGAGCGGGACCGUGAUCGGCAUCAGCGGGAGCUGGACCUCCAGAACUCUCGGCUCCUCGGCUGCGAGGACGAGCUCCAGAAGCAGAUGAAGCAGCUGGCUCAGGAGAAGGAGGAGCUGGAGUCCCAACGGCGCAAUUACCAGCAGGAUCUGGAGCGUCUGCGAGAGUCCCAGCGAACGGUCGAGAGAGAGAGGGAGCGCCUGGAACAGCAACAGCGCAAACAUCUGAAGCAGAGCUCAGUCGUGUUUUCAUCUGAAGCUGCACAGAUUCCAGGCUUCAUUCAUCCCCACAGCCUUGAUGGAGAGAGAGCUGAAAUGAGCCUUCUACCGCAGAGCGAGCCAGGACUGGCCCAGCAUGGCACCAAGGACCUCGGGCAGUCAAGCACGUUGAUGGAGCACUCCGAGCGAGCUGCUGAAGUCCAUCUUCAGAGGGAGAACAGCAACACCUCCAUGUUUACUCGCUCGCCUGAUAUCCGGCAAUCCCUCAUUACGAAACCCCAUGUGCCCAUUCAUCUCGUGAGCACCACCAAUGAAAGUCUGAAGCACACUGGAGUACAACAGAAGAUCCCGACUAAACUUGCCACCUUAAAAGGGGGGAAAGAGAAGGGUGGAAAAGCCAAGGACCGACAAUCCAUUGCUGGAAUGCCCUCUUCAUCGGUGCUAUCCUCAUCAGGAUCAGUCGCUGCGGACUUGAGACAAAACCCGGCAAGGUUUUUCGGAAAAGAUGAUGGGGUGCUGAGAGGCCGGAGGUCUUCAAGCCCGGUGAUAGCAAGCAUCCAAAGUCUCUCCCAUCAAGAGUCUGUGGCUCCGAUGGACAUCCAGCCCGAGCCGCAGCCCAUCACAGUGAGCACUCCAAUGCCAAGUGGAAUGUCCCAGCUCCAGGGCACGCCCGUCACCGCCGUGACAAAACAGACGGACGAUUCUGGCAACCAGAUCAUCUUCUUCUGAACCGUGAGGUGCACAGUCGAAAGUGCUCGCAGUCUCCGGAGAUGGAGCAGGACCCGGGAAAAUCCCAAAACAAGGGUUGUGGGGUGAAGGGGGAGGGAAGGGAAGGAGAUAUACCAGCAGCGAUCGCAAGAGCAGCCACUGCCGGAAGCAUGCCGACAGUGUCCCGAGCUGACCCGACCAAAACCUCCGCGGGAUUACUGUGGCUCCAGGACCCACCCGCCUGCUGAACACUGCGACACAACUUGCCAUUGUGAUGACUAGCAGCAGGCCCACGGUUGACCCAUUGUACAACCUGCUGUUAAUAAACUUGUACACGCCCUUGCACCCAUUGUCAGGAGAUCGACAGUUUACUUGGAAGGCUGCUUAAAAUUCCAAGCCUCCCUUCCUGGGUCACGGUGCAAAUCCUGGUUGGACGCUGAGGUUAUGGGAUAAGCGUGGGGGGUUUGGGGGGGGGGGGGGGGGUGGCAGUGUGUCCACUAAAAUUCCCUUAAUCCAGGAACGUCACCUUGAUGUUUUAUCUUUUUUUAAUAUUCUCGACUGUGGGAUGAGUACCCCAACAAUGUUUAUGUAGGAAGGAACUGCAGAUGCUGGUUUACACCAAAGAUAGACACAAAAUGCUGGAGUAACCCAGCGGGAACAGGCAGCAGCAUCUCUGGAGAGAAAGAAUGGGGGGCGUUUCAGGUUGAGGUCUCGACCCAAAGCGUCGCAUGGUCCUUUACUCCAGAGACGCUGCCUAACCCGCUGCGUUACUCCAGCACGUUGUCUAUCCCAACAACUUUGUUUGUUGUUGUCUCUCAGUCUGAGCAAAAUUCUGUUGACAAUGAACUAUUUCACCUGGCGUUCCCAGAUCUUGCCUGGUAAUUAAUUAAAUGAUUUUAUUAAUUAUCCUCUGCUGCACCAUUCAUAUCACUGGUAGUUUGGGUAGUAGGGACUCGAGUUCUGAGGUGCGGGUGGGAGGACCCAGUGGUGCUGAAGCUAGAGGAAAAGAUGCGUGGAAUUGGCUCGCGUUCUGCCCAGGACCAAAGGGAAAAGUCAUAAAUUAGUUGUCGGCAAUAUUCCUCUGCUUGACUGGGAAGACAAUUCCAUUCUGGGUCACAAGUGGACUGAUUAUAUUUUAGACUUUUAUUUUUAUAUCUUGCAGUUUUGCCAAACUACCCACAUCAUUUCCUCUGGGUGAAUAGUGAUACUAAUGGCAGUGCUGGCUUGAAAUUCCCUUCAGCACUGAUGAGUUGCUCUACUGAUUGAAGGGUGCACUCCUAAUGUGCUACACGAGCAGGUUGGAGUCUUGUCUCAUGCCUCUGAUACGUUUAAGUUACACCAAAGCAAUUGAGCACGGGAUCUUUCUUGAUAACCUGGUUUCAAGUCUCCACAGUGUUUGGGAAGAGGUGGUUGCGCUGGUAGCCUGGGUGUGCUUGUCAUAAAUGCGUGCUGAUCUUGCAGAGGAUGCAGAGUUGAAGAAGAGCUGGGGAAAACAUCACGUCAGCUUUGAGAUCAGGGGUUAGCUGCUUCCAACCUGAGUAUGCACAUCGUCUAAUGUUGAAGGUUAUUGUGAUAGCAUUUAACCUGGGUUGGUCUGAGCAAACCUGACCCUUCCCUCUCAUCUGCCUCAGCACCCGACUGAUCUAGUUAUCAGUAAAUAAUCUAAAUCUGUUGUUGAUCAUAAUUUGGGAAUAGUUGGAGAACACGGGCAGAUCUCCCCGUACUCUGACCUAUUUGAAUCAUUGCAUUCUAUUCGGGGGGGGGGGAAAUUACUAAAGAAACUUGAAGGUAUCAAAAGCAUUAACCACUAGAAUAACUUACACUUGUAUUUUUGAGCGGGUUCUUCGCCAAUUUGCACUUAAGGACAAUUUUGUUUAAUUUGUUUAUAGCUGGUUAUUCUGUAAAUUGUUUCAGCAGUUAGUGUUCAAGUCGUGGAGCACUUUAAUGCACUCUAUUAAAAAUAAUGACUGUA
Molecule: messenger RNA, 6813 nt
Organism: Amblyraja radiata (thorny skate)
Lineage: Eukaryota; Metazoa; Chordata; Chondrichthyes; Rajiformes; Rajidae
Gene: arhgef18b
Product: rho/rac guanine nucleotide exchange factor (GEF) 18b
Exons: 31
Coding region: 117-4862 (1581 amino acids)
Molecular function (GO): guanyl-nucleotide exchange factor activity
Source: RefSeq, a predicted model, not a curated record